Messenger RNA from Ceratotherium simum simum (southern white rhinoceros), 2772 nucleotides. Lineage: Eukaryota; Metazoa; Chordata; Mammalia; Perissodactyla; Rhinocerotidae. The record is from RefSeq and is a predicted model, not a curated record.
AUCCCUCAACCUCACGUUCUGGGCCUGGCGGACCAGAGCGGCGCCGCGUCCGGGAGGCUUCUGGGAGUUGCAGCCUGAGCUCGAAGUGCGCAAGCGCGGUGCUCAGUUCCUCGGAGAAAAUUAUUUGUGGACAAGAAUCGUGCUUCUCCAGUUUGGGGCGCGUGGCUGAGCGCAGACAGCUGUGAGAAACCACAGGAUGGACAUGAUGCCACUUCCUGGUGAAAUCCAUCUUACUUGAGGAAUCAGAAGGGAAAAACCAAGUGAUGUACUUACCUGCCCCACGUUCUCAGCACACGGCCCCUCUCCAAACGCAGACCCUCAAGGGGCAGGAAAGGAUGCCUGCUGCACGAGGAAAAUCCAAGUCCAAGGCGCCAGUGACGUUUGGGGAUUUGGCCAUUUACUUCUCGCAGGAGGAGUGGGCAUGGCUGAGCCCCAUUCAGAAGGAAUUGUACGAAGAUGUAAUGUUGGAGAACUACCAGAACCUGGUCUCUCUCGGACUUUCCUUUCGGAGGCCAAAUGUGAUCACCUUGUUGGAGAAAGGGAAGGCGCCCUGGGUGGUGGAGCCAGUGAGAAGACGCCGGGAUUUGGACUCAGGGUCUAAAUGUGAGACCAAGAAGUUACCUCCAAAUCAGUGCAACAAAUCUGGGCAAAGCAUCUAUCAGAAACCAGUUUCUGCACCACAAAAAGUUCCCACAGGAAAGAGGGGCUGCAAGAAAAAUAUAGUGCUGGUAAAAACCAAGAAAGUACAUUCAGGGAAGAAGUCUUUAAAAUGUAACGACUGUGGGAAAAUCUUUUGUCAAAGCUUCUCUCUUAAACUUCAUCAAAACUCUCAUAUUGGAGGGAAGCCUUAUGAAUGCAGUAAUUGUAGAAAAACUUUCAGACAGAUCUCAUCCCUCAUUCUUCAUCAGAGAAUUCACAAUGGAAGGAAAAGCCAUAAAUGUGAUAAAUGUGGGGAAAGCUUCAUUCAAAGAACAACCCUCAUUCUACAUGGGAAAGUUCAUGAUGGAAAGGAAACCUUUGACUGUGGGAAGGCCUUGAGUCAAUGCCCAUCUCUCAGUAUACAUCAGAAAAUGCACUUUGUUGAGAAUGUCCACUGGUGCAUAAAAUGUGGGAAAGCCUUCAGUCGAAUGUCAUCGCUUUUACUUCAUAAGAAAAUUCACAGUGGAAAGAAAAUACAUAAAUGCAGUGUAUGUCGGAGAGGCUUCAAUAAGAAAUCAGUCCUUGUUAAACAUAAAAGAAUUCAUACUGGAGAGAAAACCCAUGAAAGUGGGAAGACCUUAAGUCAGAGUCUACAGCAGAGAAGUCACCAUUUAGAGAAUCCUUAUAAAUGCAGAAAAUGUGGAAAAUCCUUUAAUAGGAUUUCAUCCAUUAUGCUUCAUCAGAGAAUUCACACUUCAGAGAAACCCUACAGAUGUGAUAAAUGUGAGAAGGUCUUCAGGCGGCCUUCAACCCUUAUUCUACAUCUAAGACUUCAUGUUGGGAAGAAACUCUACAGAUGCAAUAAAUGUGAGAAGGUCUGUAACCGGCAUUCAUCCCUUAUUCAACAUCAGAAAGUUCAUAAAAGGAAGAAGAAACUAUUUGAAUGUAAGGAAUGUGGGAAGAUGUUUUCUGGAACUGCUAACCUUAAAAUACAUCAAAACAUUCAUUCUGAAGAGAAGCCUUUCAAAUGUAAUAAAUGUAGUAAAGUUUUCGGUCGCCAGUCAUUUCUUAUCGAACAUCAGAGAAUUCAUACUGGAGAAAAACCCUAUCAAUGUGAGGAAUGUGGGAAAGCCUUCAGUCAUCGCAUAUCUCUUACUCGACAUAAGAGAAUCCAUACUGAAGACAGACCCUAUGAAUGUGAUGAGUGUGGGAAAGCCUUCAGUCAGAGUGCACACCUUGCCCAACAUGAAAGAAUUCACACUGGAGAGAAACCAUAUACAUGCAAAACGUGCGGGAAGUCCUUUAGUCAACGCACAUCCCUUAUUCUACAUGAAAGAAGUCAUACUGGAGAGAAACCCUAUGAAUGUAAUGAGUGUGGGAAGGCCUUUAGCAGUGGCUCAGAUCUUAUUCGACAUCAGAGAAGUCAUUCUUCAGAGAAACCGUAUGAAUGUAGUAAAUGUGGGAAGGCAUAUAGUCGGAGCUCAUCCCUGAUUCGACAUCAGAAUUCACAUUCUGAGGGAAAAGCCUAAGGAGGUUUUAAAUAUAUGAAAGCAAAGAUUGAGGCAGAGGCAUGGAAAAAAUGCAUUUGUAUAUAACAGAAGUUUUGGACCAUUUGUUGAUGUGUCCCACUUUGAAUGCCAAAGAGCAAAAGUCAUGGGUGACUUUUGACCUGAGCAUUUGAAAUCAGCUAAGGCAAUGACCUAUCAUAGGUCUUAAUUUCAAAGUAGCAAGCUCAUAUGAUUGGAUCAGUCAUUUUUAAUGAAUACCAUUCUUCAUUUGGUAAGAAUCACUGAUAUUUUGUUUCCAGUGCAAGUUUUAAAGCUAUUUCAUUGGACGUAUACAGCAAAGUAGAAUUGUAAAGUCCAUUUCUGUGGAUGGGGCUUUGAGCCUGAUUUAAGGUCACAUGAAGAAAGAGUUUGAGUUUGUCCCUUAGAACUAGAACUAUCACAUAUAAGGGACUUUCUGGCAAACCAGGGUGUCCUUUUCAGCUGACAGAAACUUGUGCUUGAGUAUAAAGAAGAGUGAGUCUUUACAUGGAUAAAGAUAGCACUCAUAAUUGCGUGGAGCAAUAGAGUCAUUAUCAGCUGUCUCCAUGGAUGUGAAGAUAUAUGUUCUUCCUGGUGUGAAAAAUCU